AUGGAACCAAGGAGUUUCAGAAGAUUUCACCUGAAUACGAUUGAUUCAGCUGAAUCCACGUACAUGAUAUCUUCCUUCAACGGAGUUAUCUGUUGUGUUAAUCGGGUCAGGGUCAGAGAUGCAAACGAAUUCUGUGAUCUAAAGAUAUGGAUAGUUAACCCUUGUACAGGGGAAACUCUGCUUCUUCCCCAAAGGAGACCUUCGUUUCAGUUUCAGCCAAGUGUUGGAGUUGCUUAUGGCUCCACUGACUACAAAGUUUUCCGUAUAUACUGCUCUGGAAAGAAAGUUCCUGAAGAAAUGGUAUUUGAGAGAUAUGAUUUCCGUGAAGGUCAAUUGGAUACGGUGUACCGUUACACUCUCGCUUAUGAAUGUGAGGUGUAUUCAUCCAUCACUGGUGUUUGGGAAAACAUAGGCCAUGUGCCGUGCGUUCCAAUGUAUCUCCAUCUUAGCCCGUUUAGCUGUGGCCAUGUAUUUGUGGGAGGAAAGAUUUAUUGGAUGUCUUCCUUAGAUGAUGAAGGUGCAAUCCUUAGUGUGGAUCUUGAAGGGAGGUUUGAGGUUAUUCAGUUGUCUCUUUAUGAAGGUGAUCAAAAAGAGGAAGACAUGAUCACUGAAGCAACUUAUCUCAUUAAUUUACAAGGAUGUCUCUCUGUUGUUAUUCUACAUCCUGAGCACAUGGAUGUGUGGAUAAGAAUGGGAAGCGGGGAAAAUGUUAGUUGGAUUCUUCUAUGCCAAGAUACUACUCCCGUCGGUGACAAUGACAUUGUUUUAGCCAUGACUUGUUUAGAGAACAAGAUCAUAUGCGUGACUGAGGAGAAAUGGUGUUGUUAUAAUAUAGAUACUAGAAGGUGGAAGAGGACUAAUCAUGGUGGACUUGUGAACCACCCAACGGUGUAUCCUUUCACCGAGAGUUUUCUUCCAUGUAUAGUUUGUAUACAAUGUUUUAUUCUUUGUUUGCUUUAUUUAUCGGUUUUGAUUCCUUGUUCUCUUUUUCUUUUUUUUUUUAUUAUUGAAUCAGGCAGUGGGAUGCUGUAG
Molecule: messenger RNA, 1032 nt
Organism: Brassica napus (rape)
Lineage: Eukaryota; Viridiplantae; Streptophyta; Magnoliopsida; Brassicales; Brassicaceae
Exons: 1
Coding region: 1-1032 (343 amino acids)
Source: RefSeq, a predicted model, not a curated record